GGAACGCGGGCGGCGGCCGAAGGCGGGCGGCGGGCCGGGCGGCGCGGCGGCAGGAUGUGUGACAGGAACGGCGGCCGGCGGCUGCGGCAGUGGCUGAUCGAGCAAAUCGACAGCAACAUGUAUCCAGGGCUGAUUUGGGAAAACGAUGAGAAGAGCAUGUUCCGGAUCCCUUGGAAACACGCUGGCAAACAAGAUUAUAAUCAGGAAGUGGAUGCCUCCAUUUUCAAGGCCUGGGCAGUUUUUAAAGGGAAGUUUAAGGAAGGGGACAAAGCUGAACCAGCCACUUGGAAGACGAGGCUACGCUGUGCUUUGAACAAGAGCCCAGAUUUUGAGGAAGUGACAGACCGGUCCCAGCUGGACAUUUCCGAGCCAUACAAAGUUUACCGCAUCGUCCCCGAGGAAGAGCAAAAAUGCAAGUUAGGCGCCGUGACCCCUGGCUGUGUGAAUGAAGUCGCGGAGAUGGAGUGCGGGCGCUCUGAAAUCGACGAGCUGAUCAAGGAGCCUUCCGUGGACGACUACAUGGGGAUGGUCAAGAGGAGUCCCUCCCCACCAGAGGCCUGCAGGAAUCAGCUCCUCCCAGAGUGGUGGACACAGCAGCCCAGCGCAGCAGGCUUGUCGCUGGUGACGGGGUAUACCUCCUAUGACCCACACCAUUCAGCCUUCUCCCAGAUGGUCAUCAGCUUCUACUACGGGGGCAAGCUGGUGGGCCAGACCACCACCACCUGCCCCGAGGGCUGCCGCCUGUCCCUGGGCCAGCCGGGCCUGCCCAGCGCCAAGCUGUACGGACCCGAGGGCCUGGAGCUGGUGCGCUUCCCGCCGGCCGACGCCAUCCCCAGCGAGCGGCAGAGGCAGGUGACGCGGAAGCUGUUCGGGCACCUGGAGCGCGGCGUGCUGCUGCACAGCAGCCGGCAGGGCGUGCUGGUCAAGCGGCUGUGCCAGGGCCGCGUGUUCUACAGCGGCAACGCCGUGCUGUGCAAGGACAGGCCCAACAAGCUGGAGCGCGACGAGGUGGUCAAGGUCUUCGACACCAGCCAGUUCUUCCGAGAGCUGCAGCAGUUCUACAACAGCCAAGGCCGGCUUCCCGACAGCAGGGUGGUGCUGUGCUUCGGAGAGGAGUUUCCAGAUAUGACCCCCUUGCGCUCCAAACUCAUUCUCGUGCAGAUUGAGCAGCUCUACGCCCGGCAGCUGGUGGAAGAAGCUGGGAAGAGCUGCAGUGCUGGGUCCAUGAUGCAGGCUCCCGAGGAGCCCCAGCCAGACCAGGUCUUCCGGAUGUUUCCAGAUAUCUGUGCCUCACACCAGAGACCCUUUUUCAGAGAAAACCAACAGAUCACUGUUUAAGUCUCUCUCUCGGGCACCCCAUCCACGCAUGUCUCGCCUUUCAUUAUUACAAUUACUGUCGUAAUUAUUUAAGGACGUGGAUCCCUCUGACCGGGGUGGGACGCCGUACUCUGCCCUUAAUUUAGGAAGGGCCUUCUCUGAGGACUCGCCAUCCAGAACAAAGUGUGUCACAGACCUGCUGUUCAGAUAGAAACAUUGAGACUCACACCCAAUGGCCUGGAUGCUGCAGCUAUCACCUGUGGUUAAAACAUGUAUUUCCUGCAUAUUUUCCAAAUUAUUAUUAGUUACUAUGAUUCUUUCAGCGUUUGGAGAUAAUUGAUAUUUCCAAAGACAUUCAAUUUUACUAGCAAAUAGCUACUUCCGGUAAAGAAAUUUGGAGUUUUAAGAUCAACUUGUCAGAAGACUGCUUUUCGUGUUUAUAUUUUGUUAAAGCUAUAGAUUUAUGAUUUCAUAUGCUUGAUUGGAUGUGAAGUGUCUUUUUACUUUUAAGCAUGUUAGUAAGAUUUGAAAAUCCUUAGAUACCAGCCUCCCUUUAAUAAGUGAAAGUGAAACUCUUGGCUUGUUAGAAGAACAUAUAUUCUUCCUGGACUUCAGGCACCAGGAGAGCCUUUCCAUCGCCAGCCGCACGGUGUGUUUUGAUCUUCAGACAAUAUGUUUUUCCCUUUGGGCCUUUGUUGCCAGGAAGCUUAGAGCUAAAUUUAUUUUUUCAUUUCUGUAAUUAAAUCAUCCCAGACACCUCUCUUUUCUUCUUUCUAAAUGGUUUUGACCUGUUUUAAAGAUACUUUUAAUUGUCCUAUUUUACAUGUCCUCUUGUAAACUGCUUUGAAUCUUUUUUUUUUAAUAUAAAGUGGGCGGGAUAUAAACCACAAGUUCAAAAAAUAAUGUGGAUUGUACGAGCAUUUUGAUUGUGGCUUUGAUUCAGCCAACCCAUCCAUCAGCCGGUGGUGUUGGGUGUGAGGCUGGAGUGGCUGGGGACGUGGGUGCGAUGUGUUAGCUUCUCACCCCUGCGUUGGGCACGGGGUGGGCCGUGGUGGGAGAACGCCUUCCCAUCCCUAGUCCUUGAGGUUCAGGAUGGCCCGUCCACCCCAAAGUCUGCUCUUCAACAGAGUCAUACAUGGGAUUCCCUUGGAAAACUGGAAAGUCCCAGUUUUAGCCUAGGAAGAACUUACCCUCUUUACUAGCAAAUAGGAUGCAUUUACUACCCAAAAAUGUGUCAGAAUGUUUGCCCUGAAUCAUGAUAUUAAUCCAAAGCUAGGGCAGAAGGCUGACAACAGUGGCUUGGCUUAAUGGUGAGGGCAGUUCACGUGGUCUCAGCGACCCCCCCCCCCCCCAGUGCCCAGGCCUGUGCACCUCCACAACCGCUGUACGAUCACCUCAGGAUCGAACAUCGUUUUUUAAAAAACCAUUGUAUUUUGCUAGAUCGGGGUGCCUCUUCUUCGUCUGUGUCCUGCGUGAUACACUGGGCCUGGACAGUGCGUGCUGAGCACCUACGCAGCCCCCUUCCAGCACUGCUGUUUGUUGGUGUGGCUGAGUCAGUUCCGCAGUCGUGGAGACCCCGGGCAGCUUAGGGGAGGGGCGGUGGGGAGGAGAGUCUUGUCUCUGUUCUUUCUCCUUCAUAACCCAGCCUGGGUCACCCCACCCCUGACUCAACCUCACAGUGAAAGGGCAGGAAGGGGCCUCGCCUGUUGACCCUCAUUUUGAGAAGUGGGAGAAGCUGGGGUCUGGGGGACAAGAUUGCCUCAGCUCAGCCAGCCUUGUGGCCUUGUGACCAUAAGAGUCUCUGAUGUAAAACUGAAAAGCCUAGGAAGACCCGUUCACUCUUCCCACUGCUCCUGCUAUGAAGGCGUGUGGGUGUAGCGCGGAGCAAGACUCAAUCCUUAGAGGGCCUUUGAAUGUGUUUGAAUUCACAUGACAAUAUAGGAGAACUCCAGUAAAAGAAAGUGGCUUUUCCUCUUUGGCCAACAAAACCAGCAUUACAUUUUUGAGGAUAACAGACCUGUUUUCUGAAAUUUUGUCAGAUAACGAUAGGCUUUAGUCUCUUGCUCAAAUGAAAUGUUAAAGCACACAUCUUUCAUAUGCUGAAUGAAUAUUUAUUUUUGUAUCCAUUUAAAAAGUAUAUUGAUCUCUUUUAUUCUUUAUUAAAAUAAAGUGCUCUUUU
Messenger RNA from Diceros bicornis minor, 3496 nucleotides. RefSeq names its product interferon regulatory factor 8 (gene IRF8). The transcript has 9 exons. The record is from RefSeq and is a predicted model, not a curated record. Gene Ontology annotation, molecular function: RNA polymerase II cis-regulatory region sequence-specific DNA binding; protein binding; DNA-binding transcription factor activity, RNA polymerase II-specific. Gene Ontology annotation, biological process: immune system process; regulation of transcription by RNA polymerase II. The coding region runs from base 55 to 1338 and encodes 427 amino acids. Gene Ontology annotation, cellular component: nucleus. NCBI's taxonomy places the organism in Eukaryota, Metazoa, Chordata, Mammalia, Perissodactyla, Rhinocerotidae.